Molecule: messenger RNA, 1317 nt
Organism: Recurvomyces mirabilis
Lineage: Eukaryota; Fungi; Ascomycota; Dothideomycetes; Mycosphaerellales; Teratosphaeriaceae
Exons: 2
Coding region: 1-1317 (438 amino acids)
Biological process (GO): endoplasmic reticulum tubular network organization
Cellular component (GO): endoplasmic reticulum tubular network
Source: RefSeq, a predicted model, not a curated record
AUGGACCGCAGACUGCUCUCGAAGCCUCAUUCGGCCAUCGGUGGUGAGCUGACUAAUCGAGAGAAGAUCGUCUCUCACAUGUUCAGUAACUGCGUCACUUCUGAAUUAUCAGUUUCUGAUGAUCUCGACCACUAUGCUCAUAGCUACCUAGACACGAUGGUGUCCUUCUGGCCGUUUAAGGCCGACGACAGUUCGGCGGCGUCGUUCGAGAAGGUAUUGAGCCAGUUAUCGAGUAAGAUAAACCGUGUUAGCACACAAAACGAUAGCUUCAGGCAGAAGCAGCGACGGUAUAAGGUCCUGUGGACACUGUACACCACCUUUGCCUAUAUCCUGGUCGCGGCAAUCCUUACACUGGUCACUGGCUAUCAGAGAUGGGGAGCAGUAGAGUACACAGCCAUAGUCGGCAGCCCAGUACUGAUCUUUGCCAUUCGAACCGCUUUGGAUGCAUACUACAACUAUCGGCUCAGCAACUCGCAAAAUCACCUGAAUGAGCUGUAUAAGCAGAGGGAACAGGCGAUUCAGAAGCUGAAGGCUGCCACAAAGUAUGAUAGUACGCAGCAAUUGCUUGACAAAUAUGGAGGCACACCAAAGAAGCGAGCACCAUCACCACAGCCGCAGAAGAAGCGGCAGUCAGAUGGUCCCCAAGCAAAGCAGAACAUGGCGCCGGUGCAGCGGACUGGCUUUGCUCCUCCACCUACAGCGAACAUACAGCGACCCUCUACAAGUGGAGGACCUCAGCUAUCAGGUCCGGCAAGUCAGCCCCAACGUUCUGUGACUGGACCCAAAUUGGCCAUCUCACCACCGGAGCCCAACGAGGAGUUUGCACCGAAUGCGUUCUCUGCCCCUUCACCAACACAUCCACCUGCACCGAUGCUACGACAAGCUUCCGCUCAGUACUCGGAAGGAUCGAAGUGGUAUGAUCGCAUAUUGGACGUGGUGCUAGGCGAAGACGAAACACAAGCCAAGAACCGUAUGGCAUUGAUAUGUCAAAACUGCAGACUUGUGAAUGGGCAAGCGCCACCUGGGGCGAGGACGCCGGAGGAUGUGGGAAGAUGGAGAUGUAGCAGUUGUCAGUCUUGGAACGGCACGGAAAGCGAGCAUAAGCAGAUCUUGAGUCAAAUCUCUGGCACUGCACCACAGAGGCCUACCAGUAGUGGCGAAGAAGCCAUACCGCAGGCUAUCGAGGCUGAUGAUGAAAGUGCUGAGUUUGAGCAUGUGGAUGAAGUCGCGGAUGACGAGGACGAGGUCGAGGUUGCCACCGAAGCCGCACCUACAGCGUCGACACGGAGCAAAAUGCGGCAAAGAAAGAAGGAAUAA